Xiphophorus hellerii (green swordtail) is the source of this 6458-nucleotide messenger RNA. RefSeq names its product SRY-box transcription factor 5 (gene sox5). Gene Ontology annotation, molecular function: DNA-binding transcription factor activity, RNA polymerase II-specific; RNA polymerase II cis-regulatory region sequence-specific DNA binding. The coding region runs from base 200 to 2560 and encodes 786 amino acids. The transcript is spliced from 15 exons. The record is from RefSeq and is a predicted model, not a curated record. Lineage: Eukaryota; Metazoa; Chordata; Actinopteri; Cyprinodontiformes; Poeciliidae. Gene Ontology annotation, biological process: positive regulation of chondrocyte differentiation; regulation of transcription by RNA polymerase II; cell fate commitment. Gene Ontology annotation, cellular component: nucleus.
GAGGCACAGAGAAAGACGGAGAGGGAGGGUGUGAGGCUGGAAGUGUGUGAGCAGAGAGAGAGAGUGAAAGAGAGCGAGAGCAAGAGAGAGGGAGAGAGAGAAACAGCAGUGUGUGUGAGAGGUUGAAGGAUCACUUCAAUCCCGUCUUGUUUUUGGGGGAGACUAACCUUGUUCAUCUGAAGCAUUGUCGGACUGUUUUAUGUUGUUGUUGUCGAGAGAGACGGACCCUUACUCCAGCAUGCUCACUGAGCCUGAGCUACCUCAGGAGUGUAACAGGAUGUCUUCCAAGCGACCAGCCUCUCCAUAUGGGGGGACAGAUGGAGAGGUAACCAUGGCAACCAGCAGACAGCGAGUGGAGGACGAGGAGAGCGAGGGACCGGGCGGUGUCAUCCACCUCCCUCUGGCCUCCUACUGCGGAAAGGUGUCCCCUCACUCUCCCCCCAGCCGCCACUUGGAUAGCCCCCCCAGCACGGAGCACGAUGGCAUCAAGGGGAGCUCUCUGAGUCCUUACCCACAGCACAACGCUACCUCACCAGGCAAAGAGGAGGGCGGAGGCGGGGGGAGACCCUGCAGCGACGGCGGCUCGGCAACCGGCACCCUGGGGACCCCCGAGAGACGCAAGGGCAGCCUGGCGGACGUCGUGGACACGCUGAAGCAACGCAAGAUGGAGGAACUGAUCAAAAACGAGCCAGAAGAGGCCCCCAGCAUUGAGAGGCUGUUGUCAAAGGACUGGAAGGAUAAACUUUUGGCCAUGGGCUCAGGGCACAUCGGAGAAAUUAAAGGUACCCCAGACAGCCUGGCGGAGAAAGAGCGCCAACUCAUGGGCAUGAUUGGCCAGUUGAGCAGCCUGAGGGAGCAGCUUCUGGCGGCGCACGAGGAGCAGAAGAAGCUGGCCGCCUCACAAAUGGAGAAGCAGAGGCAGCAGAUGGAGCUGGCCAAGCAGCAGCAGGACCAGAUUGCCCGGCAACAGCAGCAGCUUCUGCAGCAGCAACACAAAAUCAACCUCCUGCAGCAACAAAUCCAGCAGGUCCAGGGCCAGCUCCCUCCACUGAUGAUUCCCGUGUUUCCUCCUGACCAGCGGACCCUGGCGGCCGCCGCAGCCCAGCAGGGCUUCCUGAUGCCCCCUGGCUUCAACUACAAGCCUGGCUGCAGUGACCCCUACCCUCUCCAGCUCAUCCCCACAACAAUGGCCGCCGCCACGCCCGGCCUGGGGCCCCUGCAGCUACAACAGUUGUACGCAGCUCAGCUGGCGGCCAUGCAGGUCUCCCCGGGGACGAAGCAGCACGGUGGCAGCCUCGCGCCCCAAGCCAACCUGGGCGCUCACUCCCCACCCACCAACUCACAUCCACAGGGCGACAAGAACCGCAGCUCCCCACCUUCAAACAAAAACAAGGACAGUGAGGGUGCACAGCCACUGAACCUGUCGGCCAAGCCUAAGGCAUCCGAGAGCAAGUCACCCAACUCCCCCCCAACUUCCCCACAGGUUCCCGCUGCCGCUGCCGCCACCACCAAGCUGGGUCCCGCCGGCUCCGUGAAGCACAGCGCCGUGCCCUCCAGCAUUGGAGCGCCGUCCACCAGAGUCAGCUCAAUAGCAGACUUGUUGUCUUCGUUGUCGUCGACAGCCUACCUGAACGACCACGAGGCGGUGAGCAAGGCCUUCGCCGAGGCCCGGCAGAUGAAGGAGCAGCUGAAGGGGGAGCAGCAGGCCCUGGACGCCAAGAUGGCCUCCGUCAGCAACCUCAGCCUCAACAACGGCCGCUCCGACAAGGACAAAGCUGCCUUGGAGAGUUUGAGUCAGCAGCUGAAGCAGCAGGCCGACGACAAGUUCAGCCACGCCAUGCUGGACUUCACCAUGAGUGGAGACUCCGACGGAUCCCCCAGCGUGUCCGACUCCAGAAUAUUUCGGGAAACGCGUGGCAGGAACAACAACGAGCCGCACAUUAAGCGGCCGAUGAACGCCUUCAUGGUUUGGGCCAAGGACGAGAGGCGGAAGAUCCUCCAGGCCUUCCCAGACAUGCACAACUCCAACAUCAGCAAGAUCCUCGGUUCGAGGUGGAAAGCCAUGACCAACCUGGAGAAGCAGCCUUACUACGAGGAGCAGGCUCGCCUCAGCAAGCAGCACCUGGAGAAAUACCCGGACUACAAGUACAAGCCGCGGCCCAAACGCACCUGCCUGGUGGACGGCAAGAAGCUGCGCAUCGGCGAGUACAAGGCCAUCAUGAGGUCCCGCAGGCAGGAGAUGAGACAAUACUUCAGCGUAGGGCAGCAGGGCCAGCUGCCCUUAUCCUCUGCAGGCAUGGUCUACCCAGGUGCCCUUUCAAUGGCAGGGAUGCCCUCCCCCCAGAUGCCCUCAGAGCACUCAAGUAUGUCCAGCAGCCCAGAGCCCAACGCCAACCACCACCAGAACCCCCACAUGCCCGGACUGAAGGGGGACGAGACACGGAUCAAGGAGGAGGAGCUGCGGCUAGACGACAGCAACGGUGACGUGUACGAUGAUUUUGACUACGAGGACGAAGAGGCCGACUACGCCAGCGACAACGACAACCAUAUCCCCCAUUAAGGCGGCACCGGUCACUGCCGGUGGCGCUCUAAAGACCCUAAACACAUCAGUCAGGAAGAGGAGUUUGUAUUUCGCCAAUCACCUCCAGUUUAAAAGAUAAAAACACCUCCCAUCCCCUCUUCUCCUGACUAACACGGACUCUUUCGGCAGAGCCAGCUCCCCUUCCCCUCCCACUGGAGUCCUGAUACCAGCAUCUGAUCAAUCAAUGGAAGCACAGGACCUGUCACUCACACUGACUGUUACACAUGCUGGAGUCUGGGAGGAAGCCAGUUUAAAGCUCACUGAGGAAUAUUCAAGUACUACUGCGAGAGUGUGAUGCCACAAGUGAGAAGACGUUUAUAAAAAUCAACCCUUUUCAGUCCGAUCUGGAGGGAAAGGAGACAUUUUAAACUGAAAAACUAAAACAGCGGACCUGUCAAAGGCUAACAGAUGACACUUUAGGACGGCGGACCUGUUUAUUAUCAAGAGACACUUUUAAGAAACAGCUUUUUUUGUUCUUUGGUUCUAUAAUAUUCUCACUCAGGUACACGGUGCCAAUAAGUGGCUUGUGAAUGUGAUUUGUUGUUUUUUGUGCUACAAGUUUGAAUAAUAGAAAAAAAGAGACUUUUCUUUUUUUUCCCCUCCCUUUUGUUGUAAAGCACCUGAAAGACAUCAGACCUUUAUUUUUAACCGAAUCCUCAGCCUAGCGGUGUGCUAUCGGUGCCUCCACUCGCCUCUCUUUCUCUCCCGCCACCGCUCAGGGGGAGGAGACAGAGGGGACCCGAUCGAGGGGGGGGAGGUGUCCCGGAGAGGAAUCGAAAGCACUGUGUUUGUGAGACAAUCCACGAGUUUUCUUCUCACUCCGUCCCUCCUGUCUCCAUCUCGAUAUCGUGUAGGGCAAAAAAAAAAAAGUUAAAAAAUCAUCAUCAGCACGACUUCUCCUGAAACAUCCGACAGGUGCGCGUCGGUGUGUGUUGCUUACAGCACUUUUGUUUUUGGUUUAGAGCAACAACAAAAAAAAAAAGGCGCUAAAACAAAAUCUUGAAGGAUAAGAAACUUGUUCUGCUGCUGUUAAUGCGCUGUAACACACACACACACACACACACACACACACACACACACACACACUCUCUCUCUCUCUCUCUCACGCACACACACACAGAAAGCUAUUGUUGUGUCUAAGUGUUUUCUGCUCCCUCCAAUCAACGUCGUCCUGCUGUAAGCCAGUGGGUGGAGCCGGAGUGCAGUCAGUGUUUCUGUAUUUUAUUAUUAUUUUUUCUUUAAAACUGCCUCUAGUCUAAUAUUAUUAUUAUUAUUAUUAUUAACCAUAAUUAAGAGGAUGGUCAGCGUUUCCUGAGUUAAGUAAGUUAUGUACAGUAUAAUUUAUUUUUCUCCUCCUUAUCAGGUUUUUGUGCCCGUAUGAAACGGUCACUGAAACAUUAUUCUAUUUAGCUGGUAGGAUUUAGAUUUAAGCAGAAGUUGUUCUUUUACCUUGCUUUGUUUUUGUUUGUUUGUCUUUCUUUUCCCCUCCUAAAUCUGUUUUGACUUGUAUUAACCCCUGCGGACGGAUGUGUGGCUCAGUUAGGACAGCGAGCUCCUCUAAAGACGCUGAAGACUUUUUUUUUUUUAUGUCCAUGCCCAUUUCUACGAAGCACUCAGACUCUCUGCAGUCAGAGAUAAAGAACAUUAAUAUUUUUUAUUAUUGUUAUAAUUUUAUUUGUAAUGAUUAUCACCAUGUACAAUGUGAAGGUUUCCUCUUUUUGUUGUUGUUGUUUUCUUUGAGAAUGAUUUGAAGGAUUUCUGUGAACAAAGACCUGUCCCCGUUUACUAGCUGAGCCGCUGAGCCGAGACGCAGUGAAACAUCUGCUGGGAUUCUCACGUCCACAGCCCCGCCCAGAGGUUUACAUACUCUUGAUCGGAAUGAAUGUCAACUGAUUAACACAUUUGAACAUUCCUUAUUUUAAGCUGGACUGAUAAGAUAUAUAUAUAUAAACAUGAAUUUUUAAAAAAGGAAUAUGUUGUAUAAAACAAGAGUCAGAAUUGUUUUAUAUGUCUUGUUAAACACACCUUAGCAAGUUGUACUUGAACUCCACAUUUUCCCAAGCCAUGACAUUGUAUUUUCAUAAUUCUGUCUGAUUAUUGACCACUGGCUCUUUAAAUUGCUCAGUUUGCAUGAAGACUGCAGCAUACGUUAUAAAUCGGGCUAAAAUUGGGAGUGGUCAGCAAACAAUGCUAGCCUGCUUUAACUAUUCUGAAACCAGUUUUGAACGUUUAUAAUUGGUUGCUUCCAACAGGAUAACCGAUUUUUGUAACCAUCUAGCAGAAUCACUGACAUCAAAACAUUUGCCCAACAUGAUGUGUAGCAGUUGGUGCAGUUUUCUUAAUUUUACAAGCAUCACCUUGAAUCCUCCAAUCAAUCUUGCUAAUCUUUACUUGAAGAAAUGUAAGGCCAUGCAGUAGAACUUCAGCCAUUGUGGUUUCUGGGUUGUUCCAGAAGAUUCUAACCAAUUUCUCCUCAUUCAACGAAUAGCUGGACAUUAAGACACAGUUGGGUGUCCCAAACUCACGUAACAUCUAGCUCUGGAGUACAACUGCCCACCAUUGCGCGUCUGGAUUGGCCCUGACAAUAUGCAUAUUCAAACCUUACAUUUCGGACCGCAUCAAGAUGAUGAAUGUUCUCAAAGGGGCUGUAGAACGGCUUAUGUAAUAAUAAAAAUAUCAGUAAAAAAAUGUAAUAAUUUUAAGAUCUUUUCACAGAUGUAAUUUGGUCCUAUACAAAGAAAAACUGAUUUUAGUCGACUGAUAAAAUAGUACACAGCUUAUCUUAAAGUUCAGUUUACGUGGGUCUAUUUUUUUUUAUUUACUCUAAUUUAAGAGUUAUAGAUAUUUAAUUCAUCAUCUAAACUCCCUUAUUUGACAUUCAUGCUGAUUAGUGUAUUCAACCGUCUUCACUCACAAUCACUAAAACACACGCCGACAAUAUAAAGAGAUUAUUAUUGAAACUAAACAAAUCCUAUGCUGUUUGCUUUUUUCAACCCUGUACAUAUCUAGAAUGUUUUUGUAAUAGCAGUGAUUUUCUUUCAUCCAAUCAUCAUCAUUAUCACAGGAGAGCAGAGUUUACUCUGACCCAGCAGGAGUGUUUCACCAUGUCGGCAUGCGAGGCGGCCCGGCGGUAUCUCUAACCUCCCUCAUCUGGAGCCCUUUGCUUUGUUUGAGCUCCACGCGACGCUACAGGAGCCAUGACUACUCUUCAGGUGUGACGUCGCUUAAUGAUCCCCAAAACCCCCCUAUCUAUUUUUUGUUUUCUUCUUCUUUAAAUCGCUAUAUAAAUGUUCCACAUAAAGAGCUUCUGGGUCUUAAUUAUGCUGUAAAGUCACCCCUGUUAUCACCACACUGUUGCUGGAGAGAGGAAUCAGGAGAGCGUGUGGGGCAUUAAAGACAUCAAUCAUCCCUGCUGGCAAGGUCUGUCCCCAUGACAAGACAAUGAAAAUAUUAUUUAAGACAAUCAAGUCACGAGUGGAGCUCACAACAAAGUAAGAAUUAUUACAACAAAAAACUAUCUUACCAUCUCAACUUGAAAAAAAAAAUCAAGAAAGAUAAUUAUGUAAAUAUAACAUAGAGUUAUAGAUUUAUAUUUUGUUCAUAACACAGUGUAAUAUAAGUUGUAUAUUUCUUUUUUUUUUUUUUGGUUUUCUCUCCCUACUGUCUCUUUUAUUGAUGUUUAUUCAUGCCACAGAAAAGUGGAGUCGCAGUACUCUCUCAAAAAAAAUGAAAAAAAUAUCAACGAAAUAAAGAAAAAGAGGAAAAACAACAAAAAAAAUCCGUGGGCUGCCACCACCAUCUGUUCUGAGUUCACUUUUUUUUUUCAGUAUUACUGCCAGACGAGGCUCUAAUAAAGACAGCAAUGUGUUGAGUAAAA